Messenger RNA from Entamoeba histolytica HM-1:IMSS, 1431 nucleotides. Its product is annotated as TBC domain containing protein. The transcript is spliced from 2 exons. Gene Ontology annotation, molecular function: GTPase activator activity. NCBI's taxonomy places the organism in Eukaryota, Evosea, Mastigamoebida, Endamoebidae. Gene Ontology annotation, biological process: activation of GTPase activity. Bases 1 to 1431 code for a protein of 476 amino acids. The record is from RefSeq and is a predicted model, not a curated record.
AUGUUUAAAAGCAAGUCACCAAAUACUCCAAGAGAAUCAAAAGAAAGUAAUGAAAAAACAAUUACAAUCAUACCUCAUGUGUAUGUUCAAAAUGAAGAUAGAUCAAUGAUUGAUGGAAAUAUAAAAAUUUCAGUUAAUAUGAAUAUUUUAACGUUCCAAUUUAGGUCUUCUAUAUCAUUAGAUGGAAAGUCAAGAUCAAAAAACAACACGUUUAGUAUUACUUUUAGUAUUGAUGAUAUAUCUGGACUUUGUAUUUCAUCUCCUAUUAAUAAUUUUGAUACAAUUAAUUUUUCUACUAUAGAAAAACAUCUUCCUUCAUUCUUCUUUCCAAAAGAUAGUGAAUUUAAUGUUUAUUUUUUUCUUAAUGUUAUUAUAGAAAAUGGAUUUACAAUAGUACCAAAAGAUGGACAACAAAAUGUUUUUAUUGUUCAUAAACGGUUAGAAAAAGUUGCUGAUAUUUUAAGUUCUUCUCCAAUUGAUUUGUCUCAAAUUACUCCAAUUGAUCUUAAGACAAUUCUUUCAUUAGCAAACGAAGACGGUAGUUUUGAAGUUUCAGCACAAGAAGAUAUUAGAAAAUCAACAUAUUUUAGUGGGUUACAACCUGAUGCACGUACAUUUGUAUGGAAACUUGUUUUAGGAUAUUAUCGAUUUGAUAUGACAACUAAACAACGAGAGGAACUUGAUCAAAAACGAAGAAAAGAAUAUUUUAUGAUUAAAACACAAUGGGAAAAUUUCAUUCCUGAACAAUUAACAAAUUGGAUAACAAUGAAACAAACAUUAGAACAAAUAGACAAAGAUGUUAGAAGAACUGAUAAUAAACAUGAGAAAUUUUUUAAUGAAAAAAAUGUUGUAAUGUUACGUGAUGUAUUAAGAACAUAUGCUUUAUAUAAUUGGAGAAUUGGAUAUGGUCAAGGAAUGAAUGAUAUUUGUAGUUUAAUUAUGGAAAUUACAUUAGAUGAAUCAGAAGUAUUUUGGUUAUUUAAAUCAGUUAUGGAUAUGAUGGAACAAUUUUAUAAACCAAGAACAAAUCAUGAAGUGCAAAAUUUUGAAGAAGUUGGAUGGAUUAUUAAAUUUGUAAAUCCAUCUUUAUAUGAUUAUUUUAUAAGAAAUAAUGUAAAUUAUUUGUUUUGUUACAGAUGGAUUGUAUUAUUGUUUAAACGUGAUUUUAGUUCACGUGAUUGUCUUAAUGUUUGGGACCGUAUUUUCGCUUAUCCAGAAAGAAAAUUGUAUUAUUUUAUUUGUAGUGCUAUUAUCCUUAAAAAUGGUGAUCAAAUAGUUGAGAAACAAAAGGGAUUUGAUGGAAUGGUUGAGUUUUUACAAGACAUGCAUAAAAAAAUUCCUGCUCAAGUUGUAUAUGACUCAGAUAUUAUUUAUCAAGAAUUUAAUGAACUUGCAGAUAAAAAGUAUUUGGAAUUAAUGUUUCAAAACUAA